AGUACUCUGGAUACCCAGGACAGGACCAGUACUCCAGAUGACCAGGGCAGGAAAAAACGUUGGACAAACAGCAAGGCCACGUAUAUUCUGGACACUGAACUUGCUAACUGUACGCUUUUAAUUGGAAGAAAGAAUAUUCAGAAUUUUGCCUUACUUUGAAAUGGAUGAAAAUUACAUUUUACAAUUGAGCAACUGUUGUUUUUCCUAGUUCUGAAAUUUCUCGUUUGAGUGAAUACUAAAUAUGACAUUACGCCAAAAGAUGUAGAACAGUGACAAAAUGCACGUCUAAACAGAUGAAACAAAUGGUAUUUCAUUUGCAUGCAGUUCACAGGCACAUGCUCGAACAUAUUCAACCAACCAUACUCAGUGACGGGUCCAUGUAACUCAGAACUGCACGGGAGGUAUAUGUAGUUGUGGAAUGAGCCGUCGUUCAUCAAUUAUUGUGUAACGAUAUAGAGUAUUCGACCUUGUUUCCUUCAUCGUUAAUCUUUUUGAUUUCAAAUUCCUGACGCACUAUAGAAUCCUGACCGGUGCAGUGGCGUAGCCAAGCUCCUCAAAGAGGGAGGGGCAAAGGAGAAGAGUUCCGGAGGGGGGGAGUUGCCUCCUAGCCUCCUGGGGCGUAGCCGGCUACGCCACUGCAUCGGUGGCGGGUGGAUCUUUGCUGGAAUCCACCGACUAAUGCAUGCCAAAAUUCUUGUUUUGUCCGGUGUAUUUCUUGUGAUGACGUGCGUAUUUCGGAAUGACAGUUUGUAUGGUACAAUAGGGCCUAGGCCUAUGUACGGCAAGUAAAAAUGGCACCAUAGGUCGCGGUAAUCAGUAAAUGCAUUAACCUGGUGAAAAAUAACUCCCAUCACGUGACACAAUUUUGCCAAAUGAACCCUGCACUUAAUCAUAGAGCUACAAACCUCUAUGACUUAACCAAGCAUUGAUUCAGUUCAAAGGUCUUAAAAUGUGGAAAUUCCCGUUGAUUUCUACUUACGUCUACGGCCCCAAUCCAAAUAGUCUCGAACAGAUUCGAAGUGCAAAACUAUUGCUUUUGGACCGAGUUUUUCUGAGCUUGUUCGCAACUCUUAUUACCGGUUGAAGCAUUGGGUAUCACUGAGUACUAGCUACAGAUUUCAAAGAUGGACAACUUCAAACGCUUAAUGAGAGCCGUUGGAAUCAUUCAUCUUAUUGAUGGGAUAUUACUACCCAUUCUAUGGGGGCUGGGAUUCCUCUUUGUUGGGACUUACUACAGUCCUAUCGCUGCACCGGUCUGGGGCGGUGCAUUGUUCUUAAUUCCGGCGGGUAUUCUGAGCCUAGUUGUGAUCUCUACAAGGAACAGGAAAUUGCUCGUGACGUGUGGGGCUUUCAAUUUAAUGGGAGAAGUCGCAGUCUGGAUAGCUGGCGGCGCGACAGUUUAUGUAUUAAUUGCCGAUUUAAACCUUAGUGAUGAGUUGUACAUCGCUGAUGUCGCAAUUGACAUUCUUACCAUCGUGCUGUGUGGCUUAGAGAUAGUAGCGUGCUUCAUCGGUGUUCGAGGCAUCAGGUAUGCGAUUGGCAUGUUGGAAGAGCAAUCGACGCAGGCUAACGGUACCACUGUGGUGUGCAAUGCCCAAGGAUGUGAUAACCCAACAAUGCAGCAGCAUCCAGGACAGCCAGCACAGGUGCAGAUUGUCGGCGCAUCAACACAAGGGCAGUACCCUGAACAGCAGGGGCACUACCCUGGACAGCAAAAGCACUACCCUGGACAUGCGUCAGGCAAUCUGAGUGUAGUCAGAAAAGCUAAGAGACUUGACCCUGUUGCGUGA
Acanthaster planci (crown-of-thorns starfish) is the source of this 1790-nucleotide messenger RNA. RefSeq lists its product as uncharacterized. Lineage: Eukaryota; Metazoa; Echinodermata; Asteroidea; Valvatida; Acanthasteridae. The record is from RefSeq and is a predicted model, not a curated record.